AUCCACAUCAACUGGCAAGUACUCUCCAAGCCAUGAGUGAAUCUAUGGCUAUGCCUUAUGCCACCAAAAGUGAAUUUAAGGCGUUUACGUCAGACCGCCAAGUCGCUUGCGGAUAUAUGGACUCCGAGGGUCUACUUGCCGGCUUCUACCCGAAGACGCCUCCUAACAGCCCCCGCACGGUUCCUUUGGAGCCUGUCUAACUAAGUACAAGUCUAAGUGAGAGAGUUGAGCUUUAUCCGAAGAACAUGGUCAUCAGUGCUAGCUGCUACGACGGUGAUGCGCUUUCAUUCAUUGGGUUGGUAUAAUCUAUGCAAUUUUAAUUUGGGGGAUACGGGGGUGUCGGCUGUUGCAUUGUGUCUGUGCAAUUCCUGAUAGGCUAGACAGGCCACAUGUCUCUAAUAACUGUGUAAUGAGGAGUACAGUAACUUGAGAUAUACACAAUGGACCGAAUCCCCUG
This is a messenger RNA of Aspergillus welwitschiae, 457 nucleotides long. RefSeq lists its product as uncharacterized. The record is from RefSeq and is a predicted model, not a curated record. Lineage: Eukaryota; Fungi; Ascomycota; Eurotiomycetes; Eurotiales; Aspergillaceae. The transcript has 2 exons. Bases 33 to 200 code for a protein of 55 amino acids.